Nicotiana attenuata is the source of this 1746-nucleotide messenger RNA. RefSeq lists its product as uncharacterized. Bases 136 to 1563 code for a protein of 475 amino acids. Lineage: Eukaryota; Viridiplantae; Streptophyta; Magnoliopsida; Solanales; Solanaceae. The record is from RefSeq and is a predicted model, not a curated record. The transcript has 3 exons.
UUGAGUCUUGCUAAUCUGUCCUUGAGCUCUUCUAUUAUUUGCUUGUAGAUUGCGAAGUUCGCAACUGUCCAAACCAAAUAGUCUUCGCCGGCGGCCUGUGAAAGUUUUCCUCAUUUCUCGGUUCGUGAUCUUACAAUGUCAUGGUUUGCUCGAUCUAUCGCCAACACACUCAAACUCGACGACGAUGACGAAAACGACGUCGUUUCACGUCCAAAUCACGAUCACUCCACUGUUGAGAAGCAACAAACAGAUGAUGAUUCAUCAUCGCCAGUAUCACCAUCACGCGGCGUCAAGGAGGACAUCUCAGAGCUGACCAAAACCCUAACCCGUCAAUUUUGGGGAGUGGCUUCAUUCCUGGCCCCACCGCCUCAAUCCGAGCCCUACAAACCUUUAGAGGAUCCGAAUUCAGAACCGAAUCGUAAUUCGAAUGACGAAGAAUCCGACCCGGCAGGGAUCGCGGGUUUGCGGAGCGAUAUUGCUGAAAUUGGCGGCAGAUUCAAGACUGGAAUAUCAAAGCUGUCGAAGAAUAUUCCUGUCUCCGAAAUUACCAAAAUGGCAUCCAACUUACUGCAACUGGGACCAGAGGAGGAGGAAGAAGAAGGUAGAGGUGCAGUAGGUGUUACUGAGGAAGUAGUAGCUUUUGUGAGGGACAUUGCUAUGCAUCCUGAAACUUGGUUGGAUUUCCCUUUGCUCGACGACGAAGACGACGAAGUAGAUUUUGACUUGUCUGAUGCACAACAAGAGCAUGCAUUAGCUGUUGAACGCCUUGCUCCAAGACUGGCCGCUUUGAGGAUUGAGCUCUGCCCAGGUUACAUGAGUGAGGCUCGCUUUUGGGAGAUUUACUUUGUUCUUCUUCACCCUAGACUGGAUAAACAAGAUGCUGAACUUUUAUCCACGCCCCAGGUUGUCAGAGCCAGGGCCUCAUUGGCACACGAGUUACAUAAGCGAACCAAGCCAAUAGAAGAAGAUUGGUCAAAAAAGGGAACUUCUGAAUCAACUGACAGGAGUGGCUCUCAACAUGAGGAGAUGCUUGCUGUCCCGUCCACUGCUGUUUCUACGGAUGUGGUUCAAGAGAUGCCUAGUGUGGAAUCUUCCACUUCACCUACAGUUUCCGGCUCUGGUAAGGAUGUGCGCCCUGUCAUUAGUGAAAAUCAAACUGUUGAUAAACUCGUGGUUGAAGGACCUAUUACCAAUAGCAAAGAUGAAAAUCUGCAAUCUGCAUCGGUUAUAAAGUUAGAGGAGAGUGAUGAAGAGGAUGCUGAUGAUUGGUUAAAGGAAGAAAGCACAGAAAUUAUGGGUACUAGUAAAACGGGCAUGUCCAUUGAGAAUGAUGAGGAUGUGUCCUUCAGUGAUCUUGAAGAGGAUGAUUCAGAUGUGCCCGCAAAUUCAAAGAAAGUAAAUUACAGUUCUGAUAAGGACUCACGAGAUUGGGUCCAGUUGAGGAAAAGCUCCAGUGGUAUCAGCUCUGUGAAUCAUAGUGGUUCUGUUAAGGAAAAUGUGCAGAAUCCUGAUAGCAAAGAAUCAAAUGAUUGGCUGGAUAUUGAUGACAUUGAGGUGGCAUGACCUUAUGUAAGGUUUAAAUAUAGUUAUUUCCGCUCAUUUAUUGUUGUGAAUAGUUGUUCCCUAUCCUCCUUUCUCCGCUCUGCGCUAAGAAUUCUCAGCUAUAUGUUUGUACAUAGAACGCAUAAUGAAUAACAAUUGGGUUGCUCCCAUUAUUACACUUAUGCAGUUUUCUUUUUAAAUUGA